Neoarius graeffei (lesser salmon catfish) is the source of this 4066-nucleotide messenger RNA. It is a transcript of the gene prkcz, whose product is annotated as protein kinase C, zeta. The record is from RefSeq and is a predicted model, not a curated record. Gene Ontology annotation, molecular function: protein serine/threonine kinase activity; ATP binding; protein binding. The transcript is spliced from 18 exons. Lineage: Eukaryota; Metazoa; Chordata; Actinopteri; Siluriformes; Ariidae. Bases 50 to 1828 code for a protein of 592 amino acids. Gene Ontology annotation, biological process: protein phosphorylation.
GUGUCGGGGUGUCGGCGGGUGUGGAGGUGUCGGCGGGUGUGCAGUGAUCAUGCCGGUGAGGAGCAGGACGAUGAUGGACUCCGUGAAAAUAAAAGCGCAUUUCGGCGGAGACAUGUUGAUCUCGUACCUGGACUUGGGCGUGUCCUUCUCAGAGCUGUGUGAGAAGGUGAGGGAGAUGUGCAGUGUCCAGAAGAACUCACCCAUCACACUCAAGUGGAUUGAUGAUGAAGGUGACCCCUGUACCAUCUCAUCACAGAUGGAGCUGGAUGAGGCGUUUCGGAUUUACAGCAGGAUCAGAGCAUCUGGACUCCUCCUGCACGUGUUUCCCAGUAUUCCGGAGAGGCCGGGAAUGCCAUGUCCUGGAGAGGACAAAUCAAUUUACCGCCGUGGAGCUCGGCGAUGGAGGAAACUGUACCGAGUAAACGGCCAUCUGUUCCAGGCCAAGCGCUUUAACAGGAAAGCCUACUGUGGACAUUGCACUGAAAGGAUAUGGGGUCUGGGGGGUCAAGGCUACAAGUGUAUAAACUGCCGCCUGCUGGUUCAUAAGCGCUGUUAUAAACACGUCCCUCUGACCUGUCAUAGGCAUAUGGAUCCAGUCAUGCCAUCCCAGGAGCCGCUGGUUGAUGAGAGAGGUGGAGAAGAGGAAGUGGAACUUCCCCCAGAGGACACGGAGGACACAGAGGACACGGACAGAACGUUCCUGCCCCACAGUCGGACGGUGGAGAAAGCUGAAGAUGACCCUGAGGGCGUGGUGGACGGAAUGGAGAAGCUGCAGCUAUCAGAGACGCUGACCCUGUCUGAUUUUGAUCUGAUGCGUGUGAUUGGACGAGGGAGCUACGCCAAAGUGCUGUUGGUGCGUCUGAAGAAGAACGAACACGUUUACGCCAUGAAGGUGGUGAAGAAGGAGCUGGUGCACGAUGACGAGGAUAUUGACUGGGUUCAAACAGAGAAGCACGUUUUUGAACAGGCCUCCACGAACCCUUUCCUCGUGGGUUUACACUCCUGCUUUCAAACUGAGAGCCGGUUGUUCUUGGUGAUUGAGUAUGUGAAUGGAGGAGACCUGAUGUUCCAUAUGCAACGGCAACGGAAACUUCCAGAGGAACAUGCCAGGUUCUAUGCUGCUGAAAUCUGUAUUGCUUUGAAUUUCCUGCAUGAGAAGGGAAUUAUUUAUCGAGACUUGAAACUGGACAACGUUCUUCUGGACCAGGAUGGUCACAUCAAACUCACCGACUACGGCAUGUGCAAGGAGGGGAUCAGACCUGGGGACACAACCAGCACUUUUUGUGGGACGCCAAACUACAUCGCACCUGAAAUCCUGCGAGGAGAAGAUUACGGGUUCAGUGUGGACUGGUGGGCUCUUGGGGUGUUGAUGUUUGAGAUGAUGGCUGGUAGAUCUCCCUUCGACAUCAUGACUGACAAUCCAGAUAUGAACACAGAAGAGUAUCUCUUCCAGGUGAUUUUGGAGAAGCCGAUCCGUAUUCCUCGCUCGUUGUCAGUGAAAGCAGCGAGUGUGUUAAAAGGCUUUUUGAACAAGGAUCCAAAGGAGCGGCUGGGCUGCCAGGUUCAGACAGGAUUCACAGAUAUUAAAUCUCACACGUUCUUCAGGAGCAUCGACUGGGACCAGUUGGAGCAGAAGCAGGUUACACCUCCAUUUAAGCCUCAGAUCACUGAUGAUUAUGGAUUAGAGAACUUCGACACACAGUUCACCAAUGAACCUGUACAGCUCACACCGGACAAUGAGGACGUGAUAAAGAGAAUAGACCAGUCAGAGUUUGAGGGCUUCGAGUACAUCAACCCCAUGCUGCUCUCCACUGAGGAAACAGUAUGAGGGAGGAACACGACAGAACGGUUCUGUCAGCUCGCCCGCGGCUCGGAGUGAGCUACGGGGGGGCUUUACUUCUGACUGGGUGACUUCAGCAAGCGAGAGAGAAAAAACUCCCUCCAUCACUGCAUCUUCUCCAACCGCUCCUCUCUCACACUCGUCUUCUCAUCGUCCUCUCGCUCACACACUCUCUCAGACUCAUCUCGAGUUAUUCUGGAGGCAAAAACACAACAAACGAAAAGAGAACUGGAGAAGUUUUACAUUUAGCAAAACUGAGUUCCUUCAAAAAUCAUCCAGAUUGUCUUCCUCCUUCCCAUCAUCCUCUCCGAUUUCAUUAGUUUUUGUGCCUGUGCUCGUCACUACCCAGAAUCCCCUGCUACAGCUCAUUGUUCUGUUUGAGAACUUGAUUUAAUGUGCACUUCUUCUUGUAUUUGUUGUUUUUAACUGAAUCUCAGAUGGAGGCGUGUGCCGAUGUUCAGGUUUAUAUGAUCCAGUUCUGAAGCAGCACAGAGACGCCAUGUGACUUACAGCUGCCUCUCAAUCCCAUCAUCCACUUCACCAGACCAGAGAAUGUGUGAAAGUCACGGAUCAUUUUAUCAUGAUGUCAUCAUUCAUGUGAAACGGGAAAUGAUCACGAUCCGGAGCUGUAGUAUCGGCACAUGCUCACUCCGAACACGAAUGUUAAACACAAUGUUUAAUUAAAAAGAAAAGUUUAAUUAUAAUUUACGGCUGAUGUAUUUACAUAAUGUACAGUAUCUUUUGUUAAAAUCAGAACCAUAAUUCCUUUAAACAAAUCAGCAGACAAACUGUUAAAAAACAAAAAUGAAACAAAAAGUGCCUCAAAGAUCAAAUCUCCACACGAGUCCUCACUAAACUCUAUAAACUUGAAAUAAAUUCUGAGUUUAUAAACACGGAUCUGAAAAGAUCUCACACAGAACACUGGCUGUGUCUCAAACUGCACAAAGUGGUCUUCAUUUAACAUUCAGAACUCAGCCGCAACCACAGACUCAAUUCAGAAGUUACCUGAGAGUUACACACCUGGGGGUGGAGCUUAUCUAAAUACAGAGGCGUGCUUCAGUUACAUGUGAUUCUGAUCUUGAAUUUAAGUGCGUUUGAUUUUAGGAAUCUGAAAGUGGAGCUGAGAUGGCCCCGCCUCUUCCCCUACACAGAUCGGUCUGCUGCUGCUGAGUGUAAACUCCGCCCCCUGGUGUUACUGCACCACGCCUCAGUGCAGGUCUGAGACACGGCGCUGUUCAGUGGAUUAGAUAUAAUCAGAUUAUAGUCCGAUAAUCGCGCUUACAUCACAAUACUCAACACACACACGUGGAUAAAAUGCAGAUUUCUGUAAAAAUCCCUCCCACUUUGUUCCAUCUCAGGUUCUUUAAUCAGGACGAAUCUGAAGGUCUGAAUGAGAUGCAUGAAGACGUGAGUUGCGGCGAGUAUAAAACACACUGGUGAUAAAAAUGUUCUGAAACGAUCACAGACUCGAACAGCACAACACAGGAGCGGACGCUGAAAACAAGAGUUUCAAUUUCAUUCUUCAAUUCUUUUGCAGUCAAUCAGCUGAGAUGUGUUUGGAUUGUGAAGCUAUGAGGCUAACGCUAACGUAGCUAAGUCACGCUCAGUCAUGAAAGUCCGUCUCGCCCACAAUUUCCCGUCACUCAUCACGGAUCUGAACAACGGAACCUGAUUUCUUCAGAACACCAUCCUGAACAUCUGGAAUCACCUUUUCCUUUCACUCCGUUUGAUAUAGCCCCACCCCCUCUAUGUCCCACAUGCACAUGGAUGGUUAUUAUAAUAAUAAUAAUAAUAAUAAUAAUAAUUCAUUAAGAUGAAAAUCCUCACAUCCCCGUAGUAAUUAAAGCACACACACACACACACACACUAAUGAACGCAGACUCAGUCCGGUGAUGCAGAAUCUGAAUCUCGGCCUAAUCAGAGAAAAUGAUGAAUAAAAACACAGAGAAAUGUUUGCAUUGUUUUUACUGCAAUCUUCAGUUUAUUUCGGCCAAUCACAGACGACUUCGGCGAGAACGUUUUGAUGUCUUUGCUUUGUUUGGAUGUGGAGAUGGAGUUUAGCGUUCAUCCGCCCUGCGUGAGGAAUGCUCGCAGUGCUAAUAGGAUUAUUUAGCGCUGUGUGUGUGUGUGUGUGUGUGUGUGUGUGUGUGUGUGAGUGAGAUAAUGAGCUGAUGAUGAAGCAUGUUGUUAAUGAAGCAAAGAUUUCAGGAUGAUAUUCUAUUCAAA